CGGGAGCCGGGCUGGGGCCAUGUCGUUUGUUGUGGAUUCGGUUAUCAUGUUCUCGUCGCAGGUCGGUGUGGCCGGAGGCCGGACUCUCACCCCUGGCCGGGCGAGGGACGGUCUUGUUUUUUGGAUUCGGAUGGCUUUUCUUCAUGCGGCAGUUAUUCAAGGAUUAUGAGGUGCGACAGUAUGUUGUCCAAAUAGUUUUCUCUGUGAUGUUUGCUUUCUCCUGUACUAUGUUUGAACUCAUCAUCUUUGAGAUUCUGGGUCUUCUAAACAGCAGCUCAAGGUAUUUUCAUUGGAAGUUGAAUCUAUAUGUCACCCUUGUGGCACUUAUUUUUAUCGUCCCUUUCUACAUUGGCUAUUUUGUGGUCAGCAACAUUCGACUUUUACAGAGAAAGAGAUUCCUAUUUGCAUGUGUCAUUUGGUUGGCAUUCAUAUACUUUUUCUGGAAGAUUGGAGAUCCUUUUCCCAUCCUAAGCCCAAAACAUGGUAUUCUAUCAAUCGAACAACUGAUCAGCAGAGUUGGGGUCAUUGGUGUCACGCUAAUGGCACUGCUAUCAGGCUUUGGUGCAGUCAAUUGCCCGUAUACCUACAUGUCAUACUUUCUGAGAAAUGUGACUGACAGUGACAUACUUGCACUGGAGAGACGGUUACUGCAGACGAUGGACAUGAUCGUCAGCAAGAAGAAGAGAAUUGCAAUGACCAGGAGGAUGAUGUAUCAACGUGGAGAGGUGCAGAAUAAACCUGCAGGAUUUUGGGGAAUGAUUAAAAGUGUGACAUCAUCAUCUUCCAACAGUGAAAAUCUUUCACUUAUCCAGCAAGAAGUGGAUGCACUGGAGGAACUGAGUCGACAGUUGUUUCUCGAAACAGUUGACCUUCACGCGACUAAGGAAAGAAUUGAAUACUCAAAAACAUUUCAAGGGAAAUAUUUCAAUUUCUUGGGUUACUUUUUCUCCAUAUACUGCGUCUGGAAAAUCUUCAUGGCAACCAUAAAUAUUGUCUUCGAUCGAGUUGGUAAAACUGACCCAGUCACUCGCGGUAUAGAGAUCACAGUGAACUAUUUGGGCAUUCAGUUUGAUGUGAAGUUUUGGUCUCAACAUAUUUCCUUUAUACUUGUGGGAAUCAUUAUUGUCACUUCCAUUCGGGGCUUGUUGAUAACGCUCACCAAGUUCUUCUAUGCAAUCUCCAGCAAUAAAUCAUCCAAUGUUAUAGUACUGGUCCUUGCACAGAUUAUGGGGAUGUAUUUUGUGUCAUCGGUGUUGCUGAUGAGAAUGAGCAUGCCCCUUGAGUAUCGCACUAUUGUCACUGAGGUCCUGGGAGAGCUGCAGUUUAAUUUCUACCAUCGCUGGUUUGAUGUCAUCUUCUUAGUCAGUGCGCUGUCCAGUAUCGUCUUCCUUUACCUGGCACACAAACAAGCUCCAGAGAAACACAUGAGCUUCUAAAACCACUGCCGAUCCAGGCACUCAGCUUCUGUGUUCACAUCCACGCUACAAACCACUGGACCAUAGAGUUCUGUCAAAUCCACCACUUGUAUAUCAAGAAGGCUUGAGAAAGGACAGUAUGCAGACAAGCCCACUUGGGGAUGACAAUACCUGGAUAGUUGGUGGUUUGAUGUAAAUGAAAUGAAAAGAUUUAACUUAUAGGAGGCUUCGUUUGGAUAAAUAUCAGAAGCAAAAUCACUGCUAAAGUUUACAAUUAUUUUUGAAUUGAAAUCAUACACAAUAAGUCAGUUUUUUGAAAACUGUCAUUGAUGUUGGAAUUUUGUUUUCGUAAGUACUGUAAAAAAAAAAAUAACUUUUAAGAGAGACAUUUUCCAUUUGUUGGAAGAAAAGCUACAGAAGUGCACCUGCAGUUCCCAAGAGUGUGCUGCCAGUAAGUAAGGCUGCAGCUUGGGAGUGUGCAUUUAUAAAAAUUAACCCUUAAUUCCCAUCAGCAGAUAACCUCAAAGCCUUAGGAACUUUGCAUAGGAAUUUGAUUGACCUCCUACUUUGUAAACAUUUCGGAAAGAUCUUUUCCUUUCAGUGAACGGAAAGGUGCAUUUUAAUGAGACAUAGCUUGCCACCACUGACCUUGCAAUGUAUUUUAGAGAAUUGUUGAAGUGGUGACCCCAGCAACAUUGGCACUUCUCUAGGUAGCCUCUCAGGCUUCUGAUAUGUGGAGUGUGUCAUCCAGGGUAUGCUUCAAAUUCUUUCAGUAAAAGAAAUUGUGUGUCGAUCAUGACUUUCCGAUUGUUCUCACAGAAGCAUCAUAAGCACUAGGUGGAAGCAUCAUCUAUGUGUGCAUUGUAUGUCAUCUGAGUCUACCUCAAGUGUGUCUGUAUUCUUUGGAAGAUCUAAAAGGGUCCUGUUUUAUAGUGUCUGAUUUCUCCAGGUUCUUUAUUACCCUGACUUCAGUGUUUCUGUUGUGAUGGUGCUGCUGUGUUUUCCUGAAAAACUUAAUGUGUCCAAUAAAUUAAAUAUUCCUUAUGCAAAGAAAA
This is a messenger RNA of Carcharodon carcharias (great white shark), 2470 nucleotides long. It is a transcript of the gene gphra, whose product is annotated as Golgi pH regulator. Gene Ontology annotation, biological process: intracellular pH reduction. Gene Ontology annotation, cellular component: Golgi cisterna membrane. Gene Ontology annotation, molecular function: voltage-gated monoatomic anion channel activity. NCBI's taxonomy places the organism in Eukaryota, Metazoa, Chordata, Chondrichthyes, Lamniformes, Lamnidae. The record is from RefSeq and is a predicted model, not a curated record. The coding region runs from base 144 to 1436 and encodes 430 amino acids. The transcript has 14 exons.